Messenger RNA from Pocillopora meandrina, 1116 nucleotides. NCBI's taxonomy places the organism in Eukaryota, Metazoa, Cnidaria, Anthozoa, Scleractinia, Pocilloporidae. The record is from the annotation of a GenBank genome assembly.
AGAAAAUUAUGCAAACGUUACUUGAAAAUUUUCCUCGAGAAGCGGAUGACAUUUCGCGGUUAAUUUGUUAACAAAUUUUUGUCAUUAUCUCAAUGGAUUUGGACAUAUAUAUAAAAAGAUCAGCGUACGAGUUUUGUGUUCAUAGGAUUAGCAGUUAACUCUUUCACACAAGAUACAAAUUUCGGGUAUACAUUUCCGAGUUAAGGAUGAAAUCGUCAACUGUUUUUGUUUUCUUUCUUGUUUUCGUCUUAAAUAUUUCCUGCCCUGUGUCAGCGCAGAGCAAUGGAUGGAGAUGCCCUUUUGAUUACAGCUGCGGAAAAAGAGAGGUUUGUGAAACUGAAAAACAAACUCUGUUCUAACAAAGUGCCAGGAAUUGGGAAAACAUGUUCCACAAAAUUAUUUACUUUAAAUUUACCAUAAACUUGUAGAGCACCAGCUAAUCAGUUAUUUCACGAUCGUCAGUCAGAUACGAAAUGAUAUAUGUAUCGACCAACGAACCUACUGGCAAGUUCGCUUCCCUGAUUCAUUUAAAAUUAGCACAAAAUAUCGAUAUAUAUUGCUAACUGACUUUAUUUGUGAAUAAUAGCAAAAGAUGAAAAUAUUUGCCUCUAGUUUUCCUAUGGUGUAGUGGCUCAUAUACCAUAGUCGAUAAGCCUAUCAAAACACUCGAAUGUUCUACAGAAUUUAAAAAAAAAUUGGUAUACUGGUGUCUUAGUAGAAACGAAAUACACGCCUCAAAAUUAUCUUCCUUUGGGUUGAAAAAUCGUCGGAGGGAACUAGAAUUGGUGAAAUUUUGAAUGAUAGAAGGCUUAUCUUAGUGUUUUUCUCCACAUAUCUCAAGGAGUAAAUUUAAUGAUCUUUCUUGUAUAGAUGAGCGACAAAACUGCCCUACCACAGAGUCGUUUUGGCAACCGUCUUCGUUCUCUGAGAAACUUCCGUCGGAUGGCUGAAGAAAGAAAAGAAAGGGUGGAUGCGAGAGGACUGAAUAGAGCCGCCAUCUUGAAGGCUUAUGGGAACGGCCAGUGAUCAACAAGAGUACAAAAGAAUUAAACAAAGUUCAAAAGGAAUAAAUUUUUUAAGAUAUAAUAUGAAUGUAAUUUAAGUAAUUGAGCGGGC